Molecule: messenger RNA, 2049 nt
Organism: Saccostrea cuccullata (small rock oyster)
Lineage: Eukaryota; Metazoa; Mollusca; Bivalvia; Ostreida; Ostreidae
Exons: 1
Coding region: 1-2049 (682 amino acids)
Molecular function (GO): nucleic acid binding
Source: RefSeq, a predicted model, not a curated record
AUGAAACGAACACAGCUUGCCCUAGCUACUCACGGUAAUUUAAGUUUGCAUAAGAUUGCCUCAAACAGCAAAGAUGUUGUCCGAGAAUUCUGUCCAGAUGACCUUUCCAAGGAACUAAAGAGCUUGGAACUCACUGAUGAUAACUUACCACUACAAAGGAGCUUAGGACUGUACUGGAACAUGAACUCUGACAUGUUUACCUUCAAGAUUUCUUGUGAGGAGAAACCCUUAACUCGACGCGGGGUACUCUCUGUCAUUAACAGUAUUUAUGAUCCCUUAGGAUUUGCAUCACCUGUGAUAAUCAAAGGGAAACUACUGCUACGUCAACUAUCUAGUGGAGGCACUGAAUGUGAUGUGCCACUCGGCGACCUUGAAGGACAGAAAUGGCAGUUGUGGAAGGAGUCUUUGUCUGGACUUCAAGAUGUAUCUAUUCCUCGUCAGUAUGUUCCGUGUUCUCUGCAAGGAAAUGUACGAAACGAACUCCAUAUAUUCUGUGACGCGUCUGAGAAAGCAAUUGCAGCAGUUGCAUAUUUGCGAGUGAUUUGUGAGGGAGAAAGACACUAUGUGGGUUUCGUUAUAGGAAAGACCAAAGUUGCGCCUACUCAUGGACAUACGAUACCAAGACUAGAGUUGUGUUCUGCUCUUCUUGCAGUAGAGAUCUAUCAACUAGCCAAAGAAAACCUGGACAUUGAGUUACAGAGUGUGAAAUUUUAUUCAGAUAGUAGAGUAGUUUUAGGAUAUAUCACUAAUCAGACGAGAAGGUUUCUUACUUAUGUCUCCAACCGAAUUGAACAAAUUCUGAGACACUCAACUCCAGAACAAUGGAAUUACAUUCGUACGGAACUCAACCCUGCUGACAUUGGAACACGGGGCUUAACGGCCGACAAGCUUCAGAGCAGUGUUUGGAUUAGAGGACCUACUGAAUUCCUUGAGAGACAGUCUAUUGAGUCAGAUAAUGCUUCUAACCCGAAUACUUACCAGCCUGAGGUAAAUGCCUACUUGUCUGAUGUCACAUCAAUGCAUAAUUCUGAGUCGGAGUCGAGAAGUAUUGCAUGUAGAUUUCAGCAAUUUUCUGAGUGGUCUAGACUUGUACAUGCAUUUGGAAGGCUGAAGACAAGAGCACGACAACAGAAAAUGAAGAGAACUGAGGAUUCAUUGGUCACAUUCAAGGAAUCAGAAAACUUCAUCAUAAGUCUCGUGCAGCAUGACGUUUAUGGAGAGGAGAUACACUGUAUCAGAACAAACAAACCCCUACCGAAGGGCAGUCCACUUCAAGCAUUAGGACCAAUUUUAGAUGAAGAAGGCAUACUAUGUGUAGGAGGGAGACUCAACAAACUGAGGUUAGAUGAAUAUGAAAAGAAUCCAGCCAUAAUUCCAGGGUCUCAUCACAUUGCUACGUUACUAGUGCGCCAUCACCAUCAACUACUCAAGCACCAAGGACGUCACCUUACAGAGGGAGCAGUCAGAUCUGCCGGACUCUGGAUCACAGGAGGAAAAAGGCUUGUGUCUUCCGUUAUUCACCACUGCAUCAGCUGCAAGAAACUGAGAGGAAAACACGGAAUACAAAAGAUGGCCGACCUUCCAGCUGACAGGUUGGAUCAAGUACCUCCAUUCACAAAUGUAGGAGUCGACAUUUUCGGUCCUUGGCAGAUCAUAACCAGAAAGACGCGAGGAGGAAGCGCAUCAUCAAAGCGAUGGGGAGUCUUAUUUACAUGCUUGGUGACAAGAGCAGUUCACAUUGAGAUAGUGGAUUCCCUAAGUUCAUCUGCAUUCAUCAAUGCUUUGCGUAGAGUUACCAGUAUUAGGGGCAAAGUGAAGAUAUUCCGGUCAGAUAGGGGCACCAAUUUUAUUAGAGCAACGGAUGACUUUAGAAUAGACACCAUUAAUGUGGAAGAUGAUACUUUAAAGACGUUUCUCUAUGAUUCAGAAACAAAGUGGAUUUUAAACCCCCCACACUCUUCACACUUCGGAGGAGCUUGGGAAAGAAUGAUCGGCCUUGUGCGCAACAUUCUAACGCCAUGCUUAUGGAACCAAGCAACCAAAAUAUAA